This is a messenger RNA of Rosa chinensis, 2195 nucleotides long. Its product is annotated as decapping 5-like protein. Gene Ontology annotation, molecular function: mRNA binding. The record is from RefSeq and is a predicted model, not a curated record. The transcript is spliced from 7 exons. Gene Ontology annotation, cellular component: P-body. Gene Ontology annotation, biological process: P-body assembly; cytoplasmic stress granule assembly. Lineage: Eukaryota; Viridiplantae; Streptophyta; Magnoliopsida; Rosales; Rosaceae. Bases 154 to 1755 code for a protein of 533 amino acids.
AUGUGGUGAAAACAUAUUGAUGCUUUGCCGCUCUAUGCCUAUUUCUCGUAUAGACGAAAAAGAAGAAAGAGACAAAUCACAAACCCUAAUCUCCCAGAAACCAGCAACGGCUCUGAAACACACCAAUUUCAUCAUCUUCCCCAACUCCUCUCCAUGGCCACUGAAUCCGGAGAUCCUUACAUCGGCAGCACCAUAAGCCUAAUCUCCAAGUACGAAAUCCGUUACGAAGGGGUUCUCUACUUCCUCAGCGUCCAAGACUCCACCAUUGGCCUCAGAAAUGUUAAGUCAUAUGGAACAGAGGGGCGUAAAAAGGAUGGGCCACAAGUUCCUCCAAUUGAUAAGGUGUUUGAGUACAUUCUAUUUAGAGGAAGCGACAUUAAGGAUUUGCAAGUUAAGUCUCCUGCACCUGCACAAAGAGAAGAACAGAUUCACAAUGAUGAUCCUGCCAUUAUACAGUCACACUAUAGUGGGGUACCUGCAAGUUCUCCACCAUCAGCACUGGUUGGUGGUAAAAGUUUGUCUGGAAUAACUCAGUGGCAGGAUACCCCUGCUUUGAGUACUAAAAGCAAUACUGGUGUGUUGCCUUUAUAUCAUUCUACAACUGAAGUUGGUCCAUCAGGGCAUGCUUUUUCUAGUCAAAUCGCUACUCCUCCAGCACUUUCUUUGCCGAUGUAUUGGCAAGGAUACAAUGGGGCUUCACUGAAUAUGUCUCAACAGCCACAUCACCAUAUGCAAUCCCAGUCUGCAAUCUCACACCAGAAUAAGGCUCCUGACCAUCAGGCAUCUAUAACUAUUGGCUUGGCAGAUACAUCAGCUCAUGUUAGCCCUGCAAUCUCCUCUUCUACAUCAACUUCUGUAAAUCUAAAGUUUUCUCCCCCUCUAACCUCUGUAAAGUACUCUUCUGCUCUUGAUAUGCCUUCAUCCUUGGCCACACAGGUAUCUUUACCAUCUCAUUCCGCACCUGUGAAUGCCAGUCAACUAAAUAUGCCUUCUUUACCUUCGCCUGGCCAAGACUGGAAUAUGAGGGAAACACAACAUUUUAGUAAAGCCAUUUCUGAUCCAGUACCAGUUCUUCCUGUGCAGUCCAUGCCAUACCCUGCAUCAUCGUCUGUGGUUUCUGAUGCAGGUCCGUUGCUAACCCCACCCCCAUCUUUGUUAACUCCUGACCAAUUGAUACCAUCUAGAUCACACAUACUAUCUCCCUUGCAAAAACUCUACCUUGAUCAGAAGAAUAUGGGUGCUAUACCGACGCCAACUAGUUCUUCUUCCUUGAUUCCUCCUCCUAUAACUCAAGCACCAUUGUUACCGUUGCCUACACCACAGUCUCAGUACUCGACUACUAAGUUCAAUGAGGAGUUUGAUUUUCUAGCCAUGAAUGAGAAGUUUAAGAAGGAUGAAGUAUGGGGCUACCUUGGAAAGGAAAAACAAAGGGAUGAAACAGAGAGGGUGGAUGACAGUGGAUCUGGUCAAAGCUUGGAUGACAAAGAAGGCACAAAGCCUGCAUAUAACAAGGAUGAGUUCUUUGACACAAUUUCAUGUAAUUCUCUUAACCGUGGAGCAAGAAAUGGACAUAGGUUUUCCGAGAGAAUGAGGACCGAUAGUGAGACAUUUGGCAAUUUCCAGCAGAGAUCUAAUCUUGGUUAUGGUGGUGACGGUCCUGCCCGUGGUGGUAAUUACCCGGGCCCAUAUCAGUCGGGAAGGGGUUAUGGUUAUGGUGGUAGGGGCCGUGGUGGUAACAUGCCCACGUGGUGGUAACACGCCCUUCUGAUGGCAAUUGUGUUUCAUUGUUCACUCAAGGUCUAUGGUAGCUUCUCAGAGCGCUCUCUGGUUUCCUUUUAUUUCCUCAAUCUUGACUUUGUGAUGACUGUUCUCAAAGGCAAUGUUGUGGACCUCUUGGUUGGUUCAUGCUUUUUUUUUUUGUGCCCAUGAGCUGGCUUUGGCCAUUUGCAUCUUUGUUUCAUGCAAUUAUUGUCCAUGAUACAAUUGGUAAAAAAAAGAAUCAAAUCAUGGUGUCGUUUAACUUUGUUUGGUUAAGGUGCUUGGAUCUAUCUCUAUCUGUGUGUGUGUGGGUGUGGUUGCUGUGUGUCUCUGUAUGGAGUGAUAUUAACAUAUAAAGUCUGUUGAUUCAGAUUGUAAAUGGUGACUUGAUUUUACUUGAUCAUUGAUUAUGAUAACAUAUAAAGUCUGUUGAUUCA